GCUAAGGGUGGGAAUUCUGACCUGCCUGACACUCACCUCAAAAGCAGCUCAUGCGCCCUUCUUCUUUCUCCCUUGUUACUCCACUACAACGAGGACCAACACACUGGUCUUGUUUGGCGAUGCCGCAAUUAUCUCGUCUCUAUGCGACAUUGCCUCGCCCGGCAGUUUCGACCUUCGCUGCUCGGCAUAGUGCAGCUAUUGCGCGUUUCCUUAAAACUUCCUCCAUGAUGGCCGCUGUAGCCCACCCAAUUACUACCCACGGCCCUCCCCCCGAGGCUCCAUCACCUGCGCCUUCCUUUCGUACACGCGUUGAGUUGCGAUCGGAGGGUGUAACUGAAAGCGAGACAACUGCGCGACCAGCAAAAUCCCCUACAGGACUCAAGAAGCGCUUUUGGAAGGACGUCAGUGUUAGGAAAAAGUCAGAAGGCGAUUACGAAAUCUUGCUGGACACCCGGCCCAUAAGAACGCCAGCCAAAGAUGUCUUGGCCAUACCGUCGACGAAACCCUAUCUGGCGCAUGCUAUUGCUUUGGAGUGGGAUGUGAUGACUACCGCGCAGCAAGCCCUGAAAAAUCAUUUCAUCCCGUUGACUUCUCUGACGGCGCGGGCAGCGGACAUUGCUCGAGAGGAUGAGGCGGGCACUUCCUCCGCAAGGGAUCAAAUUGUGAAAACUGCGAUGCGUUACUUAGACACCGACACUCUGCUAUGUUGGGUGCCCGAGCCCGUUGACUCUCCUGGAGAAGUCGAUGAGAAUGGUAGCAAAAUUGAAACUCUUCGAGAGGCUCAGAUGAGGGUCGCCAAUGAUACCAUUGCCUUUUUGAGUACCAGGGUUUGGCCCGGAGUCGAUCUUCAACCCAUCUUAGAUGCUAACAGCAUCUUGCCAUUAUCCCAGCCACAGGCCACUAAGGACAUUAUUCGACAAUGGGUCAUUAAUUUGCAUGCGUUUGAUCUAGCUGCGCUUGAGAGAGGCAUACUCGCAGCCAAGAGUCUUCUGAUAGCUGUCCGAUUGGUUGCUGAGUGGAGCGAGAAUUUCCGUCGCUUACAACAGCCCAGACAGAAAAGGUUUGGAAUUGAAGAGGCAGCAGAAGCGUCCAGUUUGGAAGUCAAGUGGCAGACGGAUAUGUGGGGCGAGGUGGAAGAUACACAUGAUGUUGAUAAGGAAGACCUUCGGCGACAACUGGGUAGCGUUAUCAUGAUGACGAGAGAGAUGACGGAUAGUGGUGAAGGGCACAAACGUUCCCGCAGUUCUCUGGCGCUGGCGAUUCUGCACCGAGAUAAGUCGCGAGAAGGUCGUGAGGGUAGUGCCGCUCGCGAAAACGAUCAUCCACCUGACUCUACCCCCUCCUCUCCGGUCGGCACCAGCCCGUCCUCCUUCCCAAGUAUAUCAGCCACGCGAAGCUCUAGCCACCGUAAAUCACGGCAGGAGACGAACCUGCUGUCACCAAUGGCUGCUGAACCUCCGCGAGAAUCAAUAAGCUCCCUUCGAGACGGUGACAAUAUCGAGAAACUUCCCUUCCUGUCUCACGCAGAAAGCAGCAGCAUGUCCCUGGAACAGUCGGUGCGUACUUUCCGCCUUUUUGAAAUCCUGCGGAGUGGCGACACUACCGCAAUCUCUAAAGCGAUAAAAGAGACCAAGGAGCCUCAUGGGGCGACUAGUCUUUCGGGUACGACGAUUUUACACCUAGCCAUCCAGUGCGCGGAGCCACAAGUCGUGGAGUAUGUCUUGUCCACGGGCGAAAACCUGGAUGUGAAUGCACAGGAUCGAGAUGGUAACACUCCACUCCACCUUGCCGCUCAGUUGGGAAGAGCCCCUGUGGUUCGUGAGCUACUGAAUUGGCCUUCGCUGAACGAUUCAAUCGUCAACUACGGCGGUCAAACCGCCCUUGACGUUGCACGAACCCCAGAGAUAUUCCAGCAGCUUCAGCUAGCGCGAUCACUGUUUAUUGAUGGUAAAACACAAGAGAUCCAGGCACUAGUCUCUCAAGGUGAAUAUGCGAAACUAGAGAAGGUAUUGGAAGAGCCUCGGGUUGAGGGUGCCAUGGACGUCAAUAGCCUGGAUCUAGUCACAGAUCCUGCUACCGUCCACUCUGGGGGAACGUUGCUACACGAGGGAGCAAGGAAAAAAGAUACGAAGCUGAUACAAAUCCUUCUGAUGCAUGGUGCCGACCCAUUUCGUCGAGACAAGAAGGGAAAACUCCCACAAGAUGUCACCAAGGAUGAUAAGACUCGGGCGAUCGUCAAAAAGUCUCCGGCGGCUGUUAUAGCCCAACGAGGUAUACAGGAAAAGGCCAUCCUAGGCACUAGCGCAACGGCCCCAGGUAUGUCUGGCCGGGCGGGUGCAGCCGAAGCACCUCUCGCUGGCAAAGAAGCUCGUGAGAUGAGAGGUUAUCUAAAAAAAUGGACAAAUUACACUAGUGGCUAUAAGCUACGGUGGUUUGUAUUGGAGGACGGGGUUUUGAGUUACUAUAAACAUCAAGAUGACGCGGGUUCAGCUUGCCGAGGCGCGAUCAACAUGAAGAUCGCUAGGCUUAACAUGGAUUCACAGGAUAAGACGCGUUUCGAAAUCCAUGGCAAGUCAUCAGUUAAAUACCACCUCAAGGCGAACCAUGUCGUUGAGGCUAAACGCUGGUUCUGGACGCUCAAUAACGCCAUUCAAUGGGCCAAGGAUGAAGCAAGAGCAGAAGAGAAGCGCCAGACAAGGAAUGCUGAAGUGCUACGUCAAGCGAAAAUUGGCCAGACUGAAGGCCGAUCGCCUGACAGCAUCUCAGACUCACCGGGUCAUCCUACCGUUAAAUCGAGCGGAAAGAACCUGGCUCCGCCAUCCACUGCAAUUCCGAGCAGUAGUGGUACCCGACUUAGCACCUAUGCGUCCCGUACAACGCUAGAGAGUGCUCCUGAAGACGAGGAGGGAUCGUUGUACAGCUCAUUCGAUCAUACUGCCCCACAGAAUGAGGUGCACCGUAUCACCAGUCAUAUAACAACGGCGCCCGACAUUGAUGGAGAUGAUGAUGAUGGAGACUAUGCGUCCAGCCGCGAUAUGCCAGCGACUGAUAAAGAUGCAUUGAACAUCACCGCACAGUCAACCAAGCUCCAGCUAGAAAUCCUUGCCACCGUUGCGGCCUCACUACAGGCAGAAAAGUCGAGGAACCCGAGUACCCCUCUAUCGGAUCCCGCCAUCGAGCAGGCCCUGGUAGCUUAUGGAGCGGCCGUGGGUAGCUUACAGGGCUUGGUGCAAAAUCUUCUGAAGAUCUCGCGGGAUCGCGAUGCUUAUUGGCAGUAUAGACUCAGCCGAGAGGCGUAUUUACGGAAGAUGUGGGAAGAAAGCAUGGCGAGGAUCGCACAGGAACAUGAAGAGCUGCAGUCGCGGAUGGGUGAGUCCGAGGAGAAACGCAGACGCACUAAAAGAGCUCUCAAAGAAGCUUUAGAGUCCACAACUACCGGCCAUGGCGUUGGCAUGGUCCAGUCUCGUGCGCAAAUCACAAGAGAUGAAUUUGACGACGCAAUUAUCGAGGCCGACUCACCCGAUGUGGUUGACGGGUUCUCACGUCUUGAUCAAAAGGAUCUAGGGCGACCCCUCAACCGUAAAAAGUCAGCUUUAUCCCAAAUCAGUAACCUCUGUGACUCAGCGUCCGAUGAGGAGGAUGAGUUUUUUGAUGCGAUUGACUCCGGGGAGAUUGAGGUAGAGGAUCUGACCUCUGUACAAGCAGAUGGUGAAGGGGAGGAGUAUCCAGAAGUGGGUAACAAGCUCCGAACCAUCAAGCGGACGGAAAUUCUACCCUCAUUCAAGGGAUACGAAGGGUCUGUCAGAGAACGACUGAGGAUGGACUAUGAUAAUAGGCCUAAGAUCUCACUUUGGGGUAUUUUAAAGUCUAUGAUCGGCAAGGACAUGACAAAGAUGACCCUUCCAGUCUCUUUCAAUGAGCCUACCUCAUUGCUUCAACGCGUCGCUGAAGAUUUAGAAUAUGCGGACCUUUUAGACAUUGCCGCUGACCGGCCCGACUCCAUGGAGCGACUCCUAUAUGUUGCUGCGUAUGCUGCAAGCGAAUAUGCUUCGACCAUCGGCCGUGUGGCGAAGCCUUUCAACCCCCUCUUGGGCGAGACAUUUGAAUAUGUCCGGCCGGACAAGGGCUAUCGGUUCUUUGUCGAGCAGGUUAGCCACCAUCCGCCGAUUGGUGCCGCCUGGGCCGAGUCGACUAAGUGGGAUUAUUAUGGCGAGUCUGCUCUCAAAUCAAAAUUUUAUGGGAAAUCUUUCGACAUCAAUCUCUUAGGAACAUGGUUCCUUCGAUUACGCCCGACUUCCGGAGAGGAGGAGUUGUAUACCUGGAAGAAGGUCACAUCGUCUGUGAUUGGUAUCAUUACUGGAAACCCAACUGUUGACAAUUACGGAUUAAUGGAGAUCAAGAAUUGGACAACUGGUGAGGUUUGCUACCUAGAUUUCAAACCCAGGGGAUGGAAGGCGUCAUCGGCCUACCAGGUGUCCGGAAAAGUGGUAGACCGGGAUGGAACCCCAAAAUGGAGCCUUGGGGGCCGGUGGAAUGACAAGAUCUAUGCACGCCAUACCCCCGGGUUUGAAGCAACGGUCUCUGGUCAGGAUCCAGAGUCAGCUAAGACGCUAUUGGUCUGGCAGUGUCAUGCUCGCCCAAGCGGGAUUCCCUUCAACCUGACACCGUUCGUUAUCACUCUCAACGCUCUGCCGGAACGUUUGAGGGAGUACCUUCCUCCCACAGAUACACGGCUUAGACCUGACCAGCGUGCGAUGGAAGAAGGUGAGUAUGAUUUGGCGGCUAGUGAGAAGCACCGGGUGGAAGAAAAGCAACGAGCCAAGCGCCGAGAGCGCGAGACCAAUGGCGAUGAAUAUCAGCCCAAAUGGUUCACACGGGCCCAAUGUCCGAUCACUGGGGAGGAGUACUGGGCACACAAUGGUAAUUAUUGGAAGUGCCGUGAAACCCGCGAUUGGAGUGUAUGCGAAGAUAUUUUUUAGGGAGAAAAGUAAUGUGUAUGUACAGUGCUCGGUGUUCCUUACAUUUACCGUGGUCAGAGAAUGAAU
Aspergillus homomorphus CBS 101889 is the source of this 5045-nucleotide messenger RNA. Its product is annotated as oxysterol binding protein. Gene Ontology annotation, biological process: exocytosis; endocytosis; proton-transporting ATP synthase complex assembly. Bases 51 to 4979 code for a protein of 1642 amino acids. Gene Ontology annotation, molecular function: protein binding; sterol binding. The transcript has 7 exons. NCBI's taxonomy places the organism in Eukaryota, Fungi, Ascomycota, Eurotiomycetes, Eurotiales, Aspergillaceae. The record is from RefSeq and is a predicted model, not a curated record. Gene Ontology annotation, cellular component: membrane; intracellular membrane-bounded organelle; nuclear envelope.